GGCUGCUAGUCUCACUCUGAUGCUGCUGUGGCUGCAUUCACGCUAUCUGUGUCACUACGACUACUCGCUGCUCUGGAUUAAAUCUGAGGAUGUUUGUAAGAAAACAACCUGAAAAUCAGAAGGGCAGUGUUAUCAAAUGUUCAUCAUGAUCACACUUAGGCUUACAGACCACCUACAGUACAACCAUAAUGCAGCAUCCACACGAUAUCAAUCUCGGCUACCAGGCUAAGCUGCUUAUGAAAGGACCUUCAGAGAACUGUACAACCAAACUCCCUCUACUUGUCCCUCCACAUCCCCUGGAAGAUAACCUGUUCCUCUUUCCAGCUCUAUCUGUGUCCUACCCUUAAUCCCACCUUGGACUUGAAUGAAAACUCAGGGAAGUGUUACGGGCAAUGGCAGUCUUAAGAGUUAAGUUUACCAAGACCAAAAGAGACAAGCUGGCCCAGGUGCUCUGGAUCCUAAACUGGAUCUCGGUAAUUACGGGGGCCAUCCUGUUCAGCCUAGGCCUCUUCCUUAAGGUGGAGCUCCAUAAACAAGGAGAGGUGAUGGCUGAGAGGGACAUCCAGUAUGUUCCCAACACGCUUAUAGCUGUGGGUCUCAUCGCUUGUGCCAUAAACUUCCUGGGUGGGAAAAUCUGCUACGACUGUGUGGACACCACCAAGUUUUUGCGCUGGAAGCUGAUCAUGCUGCCCUACAUCAUAUGCACCUUCUUCUUCACCUUUUGUGUGCUGGUAGGGGCUCUGAUGUGUUACUGCAUGCACUGGGAACUGGAAGAGUCUCUGAACCUGGGACUGACAGAGGCCAUGAGGUUUUAUAAGGACACAGACACACCAGGACGCUGCUUCCUAAAGCGCACCGUGGACAUGCUGCAGGUGCAGUUUCAGUGCUGUGGAAACAACGGUUAUAAGGACUGGUUUCAAAUUCAGUGGAUAAGCAACCGUUACCUGGAUAUGUCCCAAAAAGAGGUGGUGGACCGAAUCAGGAGUAACGUGGAUGGAAAGUACCUACUGGAUGGAGUCCCAUUCAGCUGCUGCAACAUCAACUCUCCCCGGCCCUGCAUCCAGCAGCAGAUCACCAACAACUCUGCACACUUCAACUAUGAGCACCAGACGGAGGAGCUAAACCUUUGGAUGAAAGGGUGUCGACAGGCGCUGCUGGAGUACUACAUACACAUUAUGCAGUCCAUCGGCCUCACAGUCCUCAUCACCUGGUUAUUUGAGCUAUCAGUGUUGACCGGGGUUCGUUACCUCCAGACUUCUCUGGAAAAUGUCCUGAGACAGGGAGACCCCAACUCUGAAUCUGAUGGCUGGCUGCUGGAAAACAGCUUCAUGGAAACUGCCCGCAUGAACCUGAAUAUCAUCAAGAGCCUUGGCAAGGGUAACCAGAUAGACACAGCCACUAAUGGAGACCCCAACAUUAACGUCCCCUCCACUUCAAAAGCACACUAUGGUCCUGACAAUGUUCCACCAAAGCAAAUAACUGAAGACAGUUGAACUUUUUCACUCCACAGACUUCAAUGGACGACAUUCCUGAAGCCCACAAAGGCCCUUGAAACAUAUACACAUUACAUUGGUGAAUUCUUAUCUCUGUACCUGUGGUGAAGAAAUGGGCAUUUUGUUUGUGGAAAAUAUAUAUGAACCCUGAAUGAUAAAUGAUAGUAUUUUAAUAUCAACACCAUAAUUUAAGUCACCAUUAAUGUAAAUAAAUUUGAUAAAUGCAAGGAAUAAGUGACAAAAUGCUACCAGAACACCUUAAAUGUACCUUUGCAUUCAUUUUGCAAGUGUCUGAAACUCUGUUGGAGGAGUUGAACACCAUUAUUCCAAAACAUGCACCCUCAUUUUGUGUUUCGAUGAUGGUGGUCAUAUAAAAAAAAAUUUGAUAGAGACCUGGUGACAUAAUUUCCACCCAAAUCAAUCCAUUCACCGAGCCCUCGUAUAAUGUGGACUGGGCCAAAACCAUCCUCAUAACUUUUCUGAAGGGUUCACAGGACCCACACCAUGCUAACCAAAUGUUCUCCACAGUAUAACAAAGCCACCACAUUUCCUCACUUUAAAUUCCUUUAAUUUGCCACCAGUCUGCAUACAUUUCUAUUAUUUUUCUGUAAGAUUACUUGUGCUUUAAUCUACUGUUUACAAAUGACAUCUGUUGCCUGUGUAACAUGUGGUUUUUGCAAAAAAGACUCUGUACACCCGUCAGUUGCAACACUGGAAUCAAAAUGUACUUAUAUUUAUUAUUUGAUGAAGACAACUGUGGGUUAGAAGUUCAAGCACCUGUUCUUGUUUCCCAUGAUUUCAUCUGAGCAUGCCAGAAAACCCACUCAGAAGUUUGAUUUACAGCAAGAAAAAAAAAGCUCACAAAUUACAUUUCACAAUUAAAGAUCUGUAGUGAUUAGUUUCUGUGUUUAGACUAGUAGUACCAAUAUUGGAUCUUUUGGGUGCCCUUUUCCCUGAGUUGCCUAACUGCAUUAGCAAAGUUGUUACAAGGAUAGCGAAUAUUAAACAGUACUUUGUUUUCACAUAAGUAGCUCAGCAGACAGAAAUCCAUGAGAAAUUCUUAACUACUUUUUUUUAUUUUUAGAAUAUUUAAGCCACUGCUACAAUGAUUAUCUUGUGCCUCAGCAAUGUCACCAGGUUUUAAUGCUCAAAUAUAAACACUUUGCUGGGAUGAGCUACAAAAAGUUUGACAAUAAACUGUCUGUUUGAGGACUUUGAA
Messenger RNA from Pelmatolapia mariae (spotted tilapia), 2712 nucleotides. Its product is annotated as photoreceptor outer segment membrane glycoprotein 2-like. The record is from RefSeq and is a predicted model, not a curated record. Gene Ontology annotation, biological process: visual perception. The transcript has 4 exons. Bases 393 to 1493 code for a protein of 366 amino acids. Gene Ontology annotation, cellular component: plasma membrane. Lineage: Eukaryota; Metazoa; Chordata; Actinopteri; Cichliformes; Cichlidae.